Messenger RNA from Aedes aegypti (yellow fever mosquito), 7314 nucleotides. RefSeq names its product synaptosomal-associated protein 25 (gene Snap25). Lineage: Eukaryota; Metazoa; Arthropoda; Insecta; Diptera; Culicidae. The transcript has 9 exons. Gene Ontology annotation, molecular function: SNAP receptor activity; syntaxin binding. Gene Ontology annotation, biological process: synaptic vesicle fusion to presynaptic active zone membrane; synaptic vesicle priming; exocytosis. Bases 235 to 873 code for a protein of 212 amino acids. The record is from RefSeq and is a predicted model, not a curated record. Gene Ontology annotation, cellular component: plasma membrane; SNARE complex.
AAGCCCGCAAACCAAAUCCCAAAAAGCGCAGAGACGAAUCAUCCAGCCAGUCAACGAGAAGAACUCCGACGCGAUUGAUUGCUUGUGUUGCCGUGGUAAUUCUGCGUGUGCGCCUUCUCUCUGAUUGGAGAAAAAGUAGUUUUUCCCUGCGAAGGAAGAAAAAAUUCUGUUCCAUUCCGGUUUCUUGGAGCCUAUUUUCGUUGUUGAAGCGUUAAAACAUACUAAUUGGAAAGAAUGCCUGCUGCAGUACCCGCAGAGAAUGGAGGCGGAGCCCCAAAGACAGAGCUACAGGAGCUGCAGCUCAAAUCGCAGCAAGUGGUGGAUGAAUCCCUGGACAGCACUCGGCGUAUGCUGGCACUAUGUGAAGAGAGCAAGGAAGCCGGGAUUCGCACCCUGGUAGCUCUUGACGAUCAGGGAGAACAACUGGAUCGAAUCGAGGAGGGCAUGGACCAGAUCAACGCCGACAUGCGAGAAGCCGAGAAGAAUCUCAGUGGAAUGGAGAAAUGCUGCGGCAUUUGCGUUUUGCCUUGCAAUAAGAGCGCAUCAUUUAAGGAAGACGACGGCACAUGGAAAGGUAACGACGACGGUAAAGUUGUGAAUAAUCAACCACAAAGAGUUAUGGACGACCGUAAUGGACUAGGACCACAAGCGGGUUACAUUGGAAGAAUAACGAACGACGCCAGAGAAGACGAGAUGGAGGAAAAUAUGGGCCAAGUGAACACAAUGAUUGGUAACUUGAGAAACAUGGCCCUGGAUAUGGGAUCUGAACUUGAAAAUCAGAACAGGCAGAUUGAUAGAAUCAAUCGCAAGGGAGAAUCGAACGAGGACCGGAUAAAGGUGGCAAACGAGAAAGCACAUUCGCUGCUCAAAUAAGCAGGGCGAUUCCAAUGCGACCAGGAUAGCAGCCGCAAACGAAAGGGCUCACAGUCUCCUGAAAUAAGCAACUCUACGGAGCAAGGAAAAGCGGUUGAGGUAUUUCGGCUAAGUUUGUAUGUAUGAUAGCAAGUGCAUCGCGAAUGUAUGUAAUAGCGAAGUGAAAGUGGAGAUCUCUACCAAAAUCAACCAAAAUGAUUAUAUUUUGCUUUAUUCUCUCAUUUUUGAAGUGAACUGUAUGUAAAAUAGAAUAUUGGCCCAUUAGGAACGGAGAAGUUUAUGUUAGACAUUUUAGAAUGAAAAUAAUUAUAAACUAGAAUACGUUUCCUCCAAACACAAGUGCUUUUUAAAAGCAAGACCUAAUUAGUGAUACCCAAAAGAUUUACGAAACCUAAUUUUCAAUUAAAGCGCCACAGGUGAAAAGAUCAUUGGACACUGUAAUCUUCUGAAUUUUAAGAGAAUCUCGAUAUGGAAGCACUUAACAAAUAAUAUGUAUUGCUAAAAUAAUCUUGUAUAAAUUACAAACCAGAUCCGCUUGUUAAAUUAUAUACAUAUAUACAAUAAAAUAUAUUAUGGAAAUAACAAAUAAAUAUUUCAGAUUCCAAAACAAACAAAAAAAGUUAAAAAAAAUAUAUACUAGCAUUUAAUGGAUAUCGAACAUUGCUUUAUACUUUUCGUAUAAUUUGAAUGAUGCUGAUCGUUGUGAGUGCAGUUCGAUUGUUAUAGUAGGUUGCAAAGCAAAGGAAUAAAAACAACAGUUAGGACAUAAAUAUCGUAUCUUGCAAAAUGCGACAGACAGCAACGAUGGAGCAGUUGGUCGAAGUUUCCACGAAGAAAAAAAAAAUGUUGGGACCAAUAUCCGAUGAGAUUAAAUGAAACCACAAACAUAUUUGUUGGUAAUAGUUACCGGAAAAUAGUUGUGUGGCGUGUUAAUCGGAAAACCGAUGAACGACAUAAUAGGUCCGCGCAAUUGUGUACAAAUAGUCGAUUUUCAUUCUCUCUGAAUCAAUAACUUCGAAUGAAACGGGAUAGUUUAUCAAAGGUAAUUGUGACAAAUAAAAAUGAUUUAAGAGCAAGAUUUACAUAAGCUUAAUUUUAGUACACUAACUGAUCUUCGAAUUGAAAUAAAUAAUAACUGUUUUUAGAAUCUUCUAACUACUUAAAUUCUGUAAAAUCAAUACGAUACGAUUGUCGUAUAUUCCGCAACCUACAAUGAAGGAAUGAAAAUAAUAUCGAUCAAGACUAUUCGUAACCAGUUGCGGUCCUAAAAUAAAAGAUCGGUUUUGCCCGACAUUUGUUGACAAGUCUUAGGAAAAAUUGUUACCCGUUUUUACGUUUUGAACGUUUGCGAAAUUAAGCAAGGGUAGUUAAAAUGAAGCAAUAUUGAUCUUUAUACCACUGAAUGUGCAUUUUGUGAUCGAAAAAUCAGAACUAAACAGUAAAUUAUCAUUUAAACUUGUGCCAUUACAAGAUAGGUUGACAUUCAUCAAGUUGUCGUUUUUGAGUCAGCAUAUGAAAUACUUGGUUGUCUACUCAUUUCCAUCACAGUGAAGUGUCCAGAAACGUCAAAUACAUUUAUUUUAUUAAUCGCAUGGGAAUGCUGUCCGUAAAAUUAUAACUGUCCCACAUGGAUGGGUCCUGAACUAAUAAGAAGUUUCAAUUAGCAUUUACUUUUGCAUUACACAUGGCCCUGGUCACAUACUUGUGACAAUUGGGAAUAGUUGGAAAAGACGUUUACAUCCAACCAUAGGUAGUAUGGAAUGUUGAACAAAUAUUCAACUGAAUUUAAGUUAGUAAAAUCAUAAACAUUUGUAUGCGAAUAAAGGAUAGUUAUGUUUUUAUGGGCAGUUAAAAGCAAAAUACACAUCCGUCUCAAACAAUUCUGUAACAGAAUCUGACUGGGCUCUGAUCACAUUAAAGCAUGAUGUAUGCAAUAUUAAUUGUUGAGUGGAUAUUUAUGCUUAUGAUUACGAUUUAUGGCUUAUAAUUACAAAUCCGCCACAAAUGUAACGAUCAUGUGAAAUGUUUUUUUUUAUGAUUUCAAGACAGUACAGAAGAAAGAGAUUUUGGUAAGUUAUGACUUUUUAAUUUUACGAUUAAAAAAAUACUGCACGUCGGUGUCAGAAGUUGACUCACUGAAUUACCUACCUUAAUGUAAAAUCGAAAGUUCUUAUCCCUGAAUUAAAAAAGUAUCAAAAUGCAUUCCAAAACAAUAACAUUUGUCAAAGUAAUUGUUCAUCCAUUCGUCAUAUAUAUCAGCGUAAUUAUCAUUUUUACCCACCGAAUGAAAUAUAUGUAAUUCGAACAAGAUACUUGAUUUUGGAUUGAGAAUUAAACUAAAAAUAUAUCAAAAAGUGCACUCGGAGUUCUUAACUACUGAUAUUGCAGUAAACAACCAACAUUGUUUUCAGCCUUCCAGAACUGAAUGCUAUAGUAUUCCCAGAAAACACGUACAGAUUGGCAGACAAUUUAUCUCCUAGAAUACUGAUUCCUGUUAAAAAAAACUGUAAUUACAUCAAGGAAGUGUCUAGAAAUCUUCCAGUAAGUUCGACAUCUAAACUGUCAGGCAAUAAAAAGUAUCAAAAUAGAUUGAACGGCACCUAUUUUAAUUUUCUAUAUUACAAGGUGAUAGAAGUGUAUUAACAAGAAAAAGUAUCUCUUCUAUGCAAUCAAAUACAGCAGUUUGACAGAGGAAACUUUUAAAUAUUAUCACUUUUCCGUGCAUGUAAUAGAAAUUAACAUCACUAACAAAUCCUAACGACAUCAACUGGGUUUAAAUAUCGUUCAUUUCAUAUUGUUGUGAUUAACAUAUGUUGUUUCGAAAAAAAGUGCUUUUAAAUCCCUUACUUAAGUUGAAUGACUGAGAUCUCGAUGAUCGUGGAAGUAAUUGGGGUCACAAUACCUCUUUAAAGUUAUCAUAACACCCUGGUAACAUUGUGGAAAGAAGAGAAAGCAUUAGAGCAUCUGUGAACUUAUUCAACCACUAAGUUUACUCAAACGUUUUGAGUUAACAUGGCACAUAGGACCAUAUAAAAUCUAGACCUUUUCGGCGAUUAGUGGAAUCUCUUGAAAAUAAUUCAGAAUGAAAACUGGAAAAACCUUAGGCGAAUACCUGAAGUAUCCCCUGGGGGAAUGUCUGCAGAACAUAUUUGAGGAACACUCGCAGGGAUCUUUGAUGGAAUUCAGAGUGUAACUGUUGGAGGAAUUUCUUGCGAAAAAUUAUCCCAAUUAUCUCUGGAUAAAAUCUAGAAAAAGUUCCUGGCGCAAAGUUCUAGCAGAAUCUAGUCAAGUACAAUAAAUCAAAAAAACCUGUGCUGUACUAUGUACAACAGCGCGACUAUUGAAGCGUUAAUUAUCUUUGAUUAAUAUGUGAAUUGUUCUACCGAACACCGAUAUAUGUGUCAAUACAUAUAAUUCAGUUUGCAAAUGGUUGAGCUAUAACGCCUAAAAUAAAUCUUAAGGUUAUAAUAGUUAUAGCGUAUGAAAUGGAUUCUAUUGCACAAAUGGUUGCUCUUCUCUCCGCAAUUUAAAUAAUUUAUCGAAUUCUCACUUUUGAAUGUUCCUUGUUUACCAUAAUGAUCUUUAGUGUGUAUAAUUAAUUCGUCGUUGAGUUAGUUUUAUUGAGAAGCCUGUUGUAUGUUUUUGAAAACUAAAUAGUACUGAACGAAUCCGUAAGUGUGUUUAACCUGGGAUUAACAUAAUUACUUAUGUUUACUUUUUUUGUUUUGUACAUUGUUGUAGGUUUUCUGUUUUUUGUUAUAUAUUCCUAUUUUCGUUUAUGUUCAAAUUUUACAUCAGGUUUUACAUUUUUGUUUAUUUCUUAUUUCAAAGGGCGACGACAAUACGACACGACUUGAAGAAGCCAGCAAGAGAACUGGUCAGCUGUUACGAAGCUAACGUGGAAAGGUUCGUUAUUAUGUUUUGUUAUCUUUGUCCCAAUUUUAAUUGUUUAGUGGUGCUUUUAUUUUCUCGAAACUUUGUAUAUCGACACGCAUAUAAUUCGUGGCCAACAUAAGCUUUCAAUAUUAUACAAUCCAAUGCCUAAUAUUAUACACACUGAUAGUAAUGAAACAUGAGCGAAUAAAUGCAGCAUCCUAUGUUAUAUUUGUGAAACAAUUUAUGCAUUGCGCGUAAUUAAGCAGGUUAAUAACAUUAUAUACCUUUCAAAUGCCACUAUAAUUUUCUUAGAAUUUUCAAUUGAAAAACGAUAAAUACAAAUAGCCAUCAGUUAUUGGAUUGAAAAGUAAGAACCAUAUCAUAUUCAAUACACUUUAUACUAGAAAACAAGAAAAACUAUUCUGCUUUGCAUUAUGCAAAAUUCUGAAAAAAUGUUCAUUUUUGUAAUUAGAUUGCCACCUUUCCUACGGCUUGUUGUUCAAGUAUUAAAAACUUUUGUUUUCAAUUGUUUUUGUGUCAAACACUGCAAUUGUCAGAGUAGCAUUCGAGUAAAAGGAAUUUGGUCCAUUAAUGCUCACGUCAUCCUGGACGUAGAAUAUCACUUCCCUUAAUGUCGCACUUUGCUAGCAAUAAUUAUAGUAAAAUGAGAAAAAAAAACAAACAAUUGUGAUAAAAGCGUAAGAGGAAAAAAUAUAUGGAAAUGUGACCCAUAAAAACGAAAUGAAGGAAAAGCAAGUUAGAUCAUAAACAUCAACGCCAGGGCGGAAUGCCUUUCCUGCCUAUUAGUCAACCCUGACAUUCGAUUCUUCGAAACAUUCUUGGCCGAGUGGAAUAAGUCUAGAAUCUAGGAUGAAAUUACUACAAUCGUUAUUGCUUUAAUUUUUAUUAAACAGACUGUAAGCACAAUAAAUCGUCAUGACCUUUCCUUCAGAUCAAUUUGUGUUGUUUCCUUAACUGUUGCAGUACAUAUUUUGCGGAAAAUUUUGUCUGAGAUUUGCAGUUUGCGAAAAAUUUCUCGCGAAUCAAUGUUUUCAGUAGUCAAGGUUUUGUUUGUCACAUUAAUAUUAUACAAAAUUCAAUCGAAUUACGAUCAAAUUUUUGUUGGUGGCUUUGGACAUUGAAUAUAACCAAACAUUUUAUCAUAUUCGAUGACCCACUCUAAUAUGGCAGUUAAAAUCUGCUGUACGUAUUGCUAAACAAUUCAAAAUUGGAGAAUCAUAUUUAUAACUGUAUAUCUAUUCCAAUCGGGUGAUAAAUCGAACGUGAUAAAAAUAUUUUUUGAAAAAUAUUCGGCUCUGUUCUGUGUUUUAGUUUUACUAAUAAGUGAUAGUUCAUCUUACGUUCGCCAAAGUAUGAACAACUCAAAAACUUUUAUUCUCCUAACUCAAAGCUGAAUUUAAAAGUUUUUUUUUCACAUUUUUCUUCGUCGUGUGGGAGUUGGAUGCUCCUUAGCGGAUGCAUAACGACUAAGGACGUUCGUUCUAACAUUCAUUUAGAUGCCUACAGGGCUAAAGAGUCAAAAUAUUCAUAACCUGUCGUUCAACUGUUUGAAAUAUGCUGGAAACUACAGUGGCAUUAUAUCGCGGUUGACCUGUAUCUGUUGCCAGGUGAUCGCAGACUCACCGAUUUUUUAAUAUAAUGCAUCAAGUCUAAGGGACUUGAAUAACAUAAAAUAAACAUCAUAAAAUUGAUCCCACCAAGAAUUCUGUUCUAAUAAUGAAUCAAUUUUCUUUAACGUUUGAGUAAUGCUUUGGUGUCGUUUUAUUCAGUCUAUUGAAAAAAAUGUAAAAAUCGACCGCGGAACUCGGUCAAGAUUCCACAAUAUAAGUGCUGUAUCAUAAGCAACUAUCUACUACUUUGAAUCACCGUUAUACUUACCGUCAAACUAUUUGAUCUAAAUCGCACGCAAAUUGAAACCAUGUGUCAAACAUUAUUAACUAUAGAAGCACUUGGCGCUAAGCAAGUUAGCUACUCAAAACGAGUUUGAAGUGUAGGCUACUACCAGCAAUAGGAAAGUCUUAGGCUGAUUUCUAAAGGAUUAACUUAAAUCAAGAUGAGAAACAUGAGAUACUAGGGCUAGCCGAGAUCGGCAAAUUACCACAAACAAACACACACACACACACACACACACACACAUAAAAAGAUAUUUAAUGCUUUACGAUAAACUCAUCUCUUGUUGUCUUUCGAAACUCUAUGUGUGUUAUAGCGAGUCCAAUGAGAUUGUUAAACAAACAAAAAGGAGAAUGAAAAACACUAUUCCUGAUGUAUUACACCUAAACUCUAGUCCACGGUUUUGUACUUUAUUUUCGACGUUUUUAAUAUUUUUCCCAUUUGCAAUAAACGUCCUCAAAUAUCAAAUCGAACAAUAGCAAUCCGACAAUUACUGUUUCUGAGAUUAUCGAAAAUCCACCCUUCUAGUAGAGAGGAGCGAAUGACUUUCACAAAUUGUAGAGACAAACUAUUAUAUUACGCUAGAACAGAAAUGCUUAAAUAACGAACAAAUCUAUAAUAAGGAAAUGGAAAGAAAGUCGCCCUCUGUUCAUA